Molecule: messenger RNA, 696 nt
Organism: Didymodactylos carnosus
Lineage: Eukaryota; Metazoa; Rotifera; Eurotatoria; Philodinida; Philodinidae
Source: the annotation of a GenBank genome assembly
AUGGCAACUGUUGCAUAUUGGAAAAUGUUGUUUAAUCAACAUACGAACAAUGGUGGUAUUAAUGGUGCUGUGAAUAGUCAUAAACAACAACAACAACGAUUUAAAUAUUUAGAUUUAUGGUUAAAAUUUCUUGAAGAAAAAGCAUCGCAACGAUCUAUAACUAAAGACACAUGGGAUUUAUUAUUAGAAUUUUCAACAACAAUUAAAGAUGAUUUUACCAAUUAUGAUUUUGACGGUGCUUGGCCAGUGUUACUGGAUGAAUUUGUUGAAUAUGCAAAAAAAGAAACAGGAAUGACAACGACAACGGAACAAAAUAGCAAUCAUAUUCAAUCAACGAUUAUGUAUUCAUUAACAUCAAAUUUAACUCUUAUAUUAUUCCUAAUGUUGUUCUUAAUAAUUACAGUACAAUCAAUACAACCAUUUUCGGAUGUUCCACCCCCACCACCACGACCACAACGAUUUUAUUCACGUCAACAACUUAAAGAAUAUUUACAAAAGGUUCAUGAAUACUAUUCAAUUGUUGGUCGACCACGAUUUGGACGGUCAGAUUCAUCUAUACGGAACAAGAUGAAACCCAAAGAAGCAAUAGCCAAAUCAUAUACAACAUUAAUCGAUGGUAUCGUUGAUUAUCUUGAUAUGAAUAAGGAUGGAUGCAUUACAAGAAAUGAGUAUAGUGAACGAAUACUAAGCAAGUAA